Molecule: messenger RNA, 2175 nt
Organism: Arxiozyma heterogenica
Lineage: Eukaryota; Fungi; Ascomycota; Saccharomycetes; Saccharomycetales; Saccharomycetaceae
Gene: GSH1
Product: glutamate--cysteine ligase
Exons: 1
Coding region: 1-2175 (724 amino acids)
Biological process (GO): glutathione biosynthetic process
Molecular function (GO): glutamate-cysteine ligase activity
Source: RefSeq, a predicted model, not a curated record
AUGGGACUAUUGGUUGCUGGUACUCCAUUGCCAUGGUACGAAGCAAGAAAUUAUUCAGAUCAUAUUAGAAAUGAAGGGAUUGAACAACUGUUGCAAGUAUUCAAAUUCACCUCAAAGAGAGAUAAUGAUCCGUUGCUAUGGGGUGAUGAGCUAGAAUAUAUGAUGAUCGAAUUGGACCCAUUGAAUCAAAAUGCCAUGGUUGAUGUCAAGCAUGAUAAUAUUAUCACUCAAUUGAAUACCACAGAUAGUUACCUAUGUGAAAAAUAUGAUGUGGAAUUUCAUCCUGAAUAUGGGAGGUAUAUGUUGGAAGCCACCCCUAGAUCACCUUAUAUUGGUUUAAAGUUUGAUCAAGGUUUUGUAGAAAAUAAUAUGAAAUUAAGAAGAUUAAUUGCUAAUGAUUUAUUAUCUAAAUAUAACGCUAAUAUCGAUAAUGAUGAUGAUGAUGAUGAUAAUAAUAAUAAUAAUAAUAAUAAUAAUAAUAAUAAUAAUAAUAAUAAUAAUAAUAAUAACAGUAAUAACAGUAAUGAUUCAGAUAAUGGUGGAAAUACACAGCUUAAUGAUAAUGAUAGAAGGAGGAUACAGAGGAGGAGGAGAAAGAAGAAGAGAUUUAUCACUUUAUCUUUAACCUCCUUUCCAAGGUUAGGUUCAGAUCAAUUCAUUAAUAUAUCGAAUCCAUGGAAUCACAAAAAUUGGGCAUCAAGGUCUCUGUUUUUACCUGAUGAAGUUAUCAAUAGGCAUGCAAGGUUUCCAACUCUAACUGCUAAUAUUAGGGAAAGACGUGGUGAAAAAGUUUCCAUUAAUAUUCCAAUGUAUAAAGAUGUAAAUACUCCCGACCAUGAUACUACAGUAUACAAAAGAAAUUGGUUCAUACCAGAAGACUUAGAAUCUAUCCAUGCGUCUAGACCUGGACAUAUUUAUCUAGAUGCUAUGGGGUUCGGGAUGGGUUGUUCUUGUUUACAAAUGACUUACCAGGCACCUAACAUUGAAAGAGCAAGGUUUCUUUACGAUUCUUUAGUCAAUUUUGCUCCUAUUAUGUUGAGUUUGUCUGCUGCAGCGCCAGCCUUUAAAGGUUGGUUAGCAGAUCAGGAUGUUAGAUGGAAUGUUAUAGCUGGUUCUGUCGAUUGUCGUACUCCUUUCGAACGUGGUAUGGAUCCGGUAUUACCUAAAUAUAACCCUGAUGGCAAGGGUGGUGUCACAGAUCAAGCUAAACAUUCUUUGCAAAGUAUACCGAAAUCCAGGUACAGUGUGGUUGAUCUGUAUCUUGGUGGUCAUAAUAAAUUCUUCAAUAGACUCUAUAAUGAUACUUACGUUCCCAUCAAUGAUAAGGUUUUAAAAAGGUUACUGGAAAAUAAUAUUGCUCCUUUAGAUUACGAUUUGGCUAAACAUUUUGCUCACUUAUCCAUAAGAGACUCGAUAUCGAUCUUUGAAGAAAGCAUUAUUCAAGAUCGUGAAACUUCUACUAAUCAUUUUGAAAAUAUUCAAUCAACAAACUGGCAAACUCUAAGGUUUAAACCACCAACACAAAAAUCUACUCCAAAUAAUAAAAAUGCACUUGGUUGGAGAGUAGAAUUUAGACCAUUGGAAGUCCAAUUAACAGAAUUCGAAAAUGCUGCACAUUCUAUAUUCAUGUAUCUUAUUGUGGAAUCCAUCUUGAUGUCGUAUGAUAAAUUGAAUCCAUAUUUAAGUAUGUCGAAAGUUUGGGAAAAUAUGGACAUUGCUUAUAGAAGAGAUUCUGUGUUUAAUGACAAAUUUCAUUGGAAGAUGAGAUUUGACACAGAUGACGGUAAAACUAAUCUAUUUACUAUUGAUGAAAUCUUCCACAAUAAAAUUAAUGGUAUCUUUGAAGUAUUUAUCAAUCCAGUAUUGAAAGAAAAAAAAUGGAUUCAACAUUCUUGGCAGGAAUUGAAACAAUCAAAAACACAUGACAGAUUCUACUAUUAUUUAAAACUUAUAUCAGAUAGAGCAAGUGGUAAAUUACGUACGACUGCACACUUUUUCCGUGAUUUCAUAAUUUCGCAUCAGGACUACAAACAAGAUUCAAGGGUCACCAAGUUGAUAAAUUAUGAUUUGAUUCUUCUUUCUGAAAGAAUUACUGAUUUGGAUGAUUCUCAAGGUGAUUUAACUAAAUUUUUUGGUGAGGAAAUCACAACAUUUUUAUUAGAAAACCCUAUAUAG